AUGUUCCCCUCGAUUUUCCCCCAUCGAUUCCUCUUCAUUUUCCCCGUUUUUUCUUCUCUCCUUCUCAUCACCUUAUUCCCUUCAAAUUCCCACGAAACUGCCCUCUUCGAGACGCGACCACAACAGGAUUUCUUCAAGAGUUAUCAACUAAGUGCUCCACCAAAACGCUCUCGUUCGUGUCUGAUCAAUGCUGGCCUUUCACAAGGAUGUGAUCUAUCCGAUAUUAUUUAUGUGAAACAACAGGGCAGCAAAUUCAGCAGUUGGGCCGGACCGGGACGAAAA
This is a messenger RNA of Mesorhabditis belari, 282 nucleotides long. The record is from the annotation of a GenBank genome assembly. NCBI's taxonomy places the organism in Eukaryota, Metazoa, Nematoda, Chromadorea, Rhabditida, Rhabditidae.